CUUAAAUGUCCCACUAUCCUCCAGAUAUAGAGGACGAGAACUAUGAUGCUCCCGAACCAGUCCUUGCAGGACAUCCAUCCUGUGUAACGUUUGAAGACCAUAGGAGAAAGCAUGUUCAUAAUGGAAAGACAAUCUUUAAAGCCAGGAAUAAUAUUGUGGUUGAUGUGAUAGCUGUGACGACUUUAAUACUCCUUAUUUGAAUCUUUGGAACUAAGUUGGAGAAUUGUGGACCAGACACAAAAGGAUUACUAUUGAAAGCAGUUUAUUUGAAAUUAGCAAUAAUACUUUAUUUAGCUGGAGGAAUUUAUCUUUUGAAUAAAAGUAACAUAAAACCGGCUCUAAUGGCCACCUUGAAUGUUCUGAUAUGCCUUGGCAUGAUUGGGUUUUAUAUCUAUAUUAUUUUUAAGCUUUUUAGUCAUAAUAAUUCUUGAAGACAGUCUUUCAAUCUUCUCCUGGCUGGUCAUAUCCUCUUGUUUUUAGAGGCUCUGUUGAUAUUUGUACUUUGUUGUACUGUUUGAUGCGCCUUCAUAUGUCUAUAUAUUACUCUAUUGGAUUUAUGGCCACGAAUUGAAUUUAAUUGGUCUAAUGGCGAACAAGUGCAAAUAGAAAGACAAGACACUAAAGUAGGCCGUAUUUCUCUUAGUGAUCUCUUACUCAAUGCGGCUUCAUUACAAAUUGACCCCGAAGAUUACAGAAACAUGGGAGAGUGCACAAUUUGCUUAGAACAAUUCAUAGAAAUUGAUCUUAUAAUAGCUCUUCCAUGCCAUGAAGCCCAUAUCUUCCAUCCUAAAUGUAUCGCAGACUUGUCAAAGAAAACUGACAAAUGCCCCUUAUGCAAGCAAAAAAUCGACAGAGAAGCACUAGAAUCAAUCCAAAGAGACAACUCCCCCUUAUUCGCUCAAAACAACUAAAGCUCAA
Molecule: messenger RNA, 918 nt
Organism: Moneuplotes crassus
Lineage: Eukaryota; Ciliophora; Spirotrichea; Euplotida; Euplotidae
Source: the annotation of a GenBank genome assembly